AUGGAUAUAAAAUUGCAGGUGCUUGGUGCGGAGCUGGGUGAUACGAGGAGGAAGCUGGAGGCGACGGAGAGAAGAGGAAUUGCAGAGGUGAUAGAAUUGAGAGGCGAGGUGGAGGAGUGGAGGAGAAAGAUUGGAGAGUUGGACAGUGCUGUUUGUGUUGUGGAGGAGAGGGCGAUGGAGUUGGCGCUGGUGAAGGGGGAAUUGGCAGAAGUGGAGGGCGGGUUGGCAGCGGUUAAGGGGGAGUUGGGAACGGUGAACGGGGAGUUGGCAGCGGUGAAGGGGGAGUUAGGAACGGUGAAGGGGGAGUUGGUAGCAGUGCAUGGGGAGUUGGCAGUGGUGAAGAGGGAGUUGGCUGAACACAGCGACCGGACCAGGAUUCUCUGUAUGCACUUGGAAGAGACAAGGCAUGAAGUGAAAGAGGAAGAGAGGAGUCGAUCGACAGAUAUGAGAGUGCUUAGAGGGAUGUUGGAGGAGGCUGAGCGGAUGAGAGCAGUGGUGAAGGGGGGGUUGGUAGCAGUGAAUGGGGAGUUGGCAGUGGUGAAGGGGGAGUUGGCUGAACACAGCGACCGGACCAGGAUUCUCUUAGAGUAUAGGGAGCUGAGCGGACGGGUGGAAGUGAGGGAGAGGGAGCUGGAAGCAUCAUGCGGAUAA
Molecule: messenger RNA, 651 nt
Organism: Closterium sp. Naga37s-1
Lineage: Eukaryota; Viridiplantae; Streptophyta; Zygnematophyceae; Desmidiales; Closteriaceae
Source: the annotation of a GenBank genome assembly